AUGGAGAAAAAAUACCCUGUUAUUGCUGGGAGGGAAAAAGGUAAGGUUAUUUAGAGGAACUACUAUUUCAUGUGCAUAAAAUCUUUCACAUCAAUGCCAAAGCUUUGUUCAAGCCGACCGCCUUUGGUUGUUUACGUCAUUACAAUCGGGAAAUGUUGACUUGAGCAGAGUAGAGGACUUCAAAGUGUGCAGACCUGCCAGGACUCGCUUUCUCCUGUGAAAUAUGCUCCCUCUUACUCUGCUUGUUCACAUGUACCUGAACACAUGUAUGCUGAUGUAAUACUCUGCCUUUAGUCGUAUGUUGUGUGUUCCAGUCUGUGAACAUGGUAGAUAACAGUCAGAGCAGGCACGCAAAAAUUGAACAGACAUUGAGUACUUGCACCCACCAACUAGUGUUGAAAACUUCUGCCCCUUAGAGUUUCUCUUACCUGUCAUUUGUGGCAAAUAAUAAUUGGAUUUAAUCGCUUUUAAUGUGAAAAUGUUCCCUUUGCAUCUGUGAUGUCUCCCUCUUUAGGGCCAGGACCUGGUCACUAUGGCCUUCCCCCCACCAUUGGAUAUGUUGAUCAUGACUUCACCAAGCUCACCAGCCCUGCCUAUUCCUUUCAUGGCAGAAUGACUGACAAUAGUGAGACCCUCGUCUUUCUCUCACCCACUUUAUUGCUUAGCUGCAAAUGUGCUUAAAUAUUUGGAUGGCCAUGGUCAGAAUCUUCAGGCUGAUGAGAUUACAGACAUAUAACCAUAAUAGUUGGAAAUACAUUUUUAAUAGUGUUGUACAAAUAGUGUUUUCAUCACAUCACUAUCAUUCCAUCACCAAUAAUUCAGAAUUUUAAACCAGAGGUACUCAUUUAAAGUGAUGUACUGUGGAUGUACCUCCACUAGGGGGCAACAGUACUCUGUAAUUGUUGAUUUUUCUUUGCAGGAUUUGCCAUCUGUCAGAGGAAUAAAAUACAUUCAACUGAUCAUAAAUGUGUACUGUCCUUGCAGUGUACCGUAUUGAAUCCAGCCCAGGGCCCCGGUAUCAUGUUGAUGCAAAAAUCACUUGCUUCGGAAUGGAUGGUACUCCUGCAUACUCCAUGUUAGGCAGAGUGAAAUGUCAGAGUAAGUUCUUAUUCUUUACAGGAAAAUGACUAUUAAAAACACUCACUUUAUUUCUGUUUAUUUGUGUUGUCAUUAGGGUUAUAAUAUAAUCCUAAACCACACUCAGAGCUCCAUGAUGGUUUUAUCUCUGCCUCUGUUACUACUUUUGAUCAACGUCAGCUGUUAUAACUGAAAGUCUGGCACCCAUUCAGUACAUGCUCUGAACCAUAUGGUCUUGAGAGUUCAUGUCGUUGUACUGUUUGUUUUCUGAUCCCUAGAGGAGCUACUCCACACUCCUGGUCCAGGUGCAUACAGCCCAGAGAAGGCCCCACCAUGCAACCUCCAACGCAGACCCCCAUCCUACACAAUGAGCUCCCGUACACACUACAGGAGCAUCGACCCGGUACCUGCUCCUAACAAGUACUCUCUCCCUCCACUCAUGGGCCCUCAGGUCCCAAACAAGCCCGCUAGCGCAUGCUACACAAUGUCGGGUCGCUACAGCACUGGAGGACCAUCUGAGGACUUGGCCAAGACGCCAGGGCCUUGCAGAUACAACGGCACUGACCCAAGUGUUUAUCUACACAGACAGCCGGCAUUUUCCAUGCUGGGGCGUCACAACCUACCCAGAGAUGCUACCAAUAAACCUGGUCCUGGAACUUACAGUCCAGAAAAAGUGACUGUUCACAAAGCCAAGGCACCGGCCUACUCCCUUGGAAUCAGACACUCUGAAUUUGUUACCCCCUUGGUCGUCAAUGUCUCUGACUGA
This is a messenger RNA of Xyrichtys novacula (pearly razorfish), 1843 nucleotides long. Lineage: Eukaryota; Metazoa; Chordata; Actinopteri; Labriformes; Labridae. The record is from the annotation of a GenBank genome assembly.